UUUCUUAUGAUAAUAAAAUGUGAUAAGAAUCCAGGCCCACUGUUAGCAUUGGUCGUUGUGUUAUACUGCACACUUAGCAGGAUUUUAGUAUUCGGCGGGUUAGUUGAUCCUGGUUACCCACAUGUUGUUUUGUGUCAUUGCCGUUCGUCGUAGUUUUCAAUUUAAUAAUUUUAACUUGAUUUAUCUUUUCUUUUUAGUUGUUUACUUAUUUGUCCAUGCUAAAAACAAGGCCUUAUGUGUUAUUAAUCGUCAUUUUCUAUUCCGCGUAUUCAUUUUUGUGACUGCCUAAUAUAAUCUUCGACUUUAAUAGUUGUUAUCCUGUUGAUAUGUUUUCAUUUUUAAAUUUUUUUAAUUUCAAGUCUGAUUCAGAUAAUGUUAAAUCUACGGAUCCACUUAGUGGGAAAACAUUAAAUCUCAAUAGUCCUGAGGCAAGAGCUCUUAAUAUUUUUAACCAGAAAUUGCCGAUUUCUCGAAGAAAAAAUGGAAAUAAUACUCCAUUUAGACCAAAUUGUAUAGCUGAAGUAACAAGUCCUGGAUUUAGUUAUCGAAUAGCUCAAAGAGCUCGAGAAAUGAGAUCUACAACGCCAAAUUCUGAUAUUUCAAAUUUAUCAGUAUCAUAUGCUUCAAAAAACAAUUAUAGUAACAGUAAUUCUUCUCCACAUGAGUUUCAAAAUUUAGGUAGAGAAAAUCCUAAUGAUAAAAAGCGUAAAUUAAUGGAAACAUUAGACAAUUUUGGUGUAAGAAAAAAAACUUGCCAAGAGUUUGAUUUUGAUAAUUUUGUAAAUUGCCCUAAAAAAGCUAUUGAGUCAAUUGACCGAAAUAUUCCAUUGAAUGGUAUAGAUAAAACAAACAGAGAAAUUUCACAUUCACCAUAUAUGACACCAAAGAAUAAUCAUGUUAUUUUUGAUAGAAAACAAAAUAAGAGACAGAGUGAUACUGAUGUUAAUAGUCAUCAUUCAUAUAAAAGACCUAAAACUCGAAAUAAUGAAAUUUUGAGUUCUUAUAGUUCAAGUAAAUUUCUUCUGUCAUCAAGACAGAAAAGAACUUAUCCUAUUGACCCAGAGGGUGAUGAUUCUCCUUGCCGAAAACAUUGUAAAAGUUGUACUUGUUGUGGUUCAACCGAUGAUAAUAAUAAGUCAAUUAAAAUUGACAAAACUACAGAAACUGAUUUAGCUGGAGAUCUUGUAACAGUUGCAGCUAGUAGAAUAUUCAAUAGAAGUGGAAAAACACAAGUUGUUAAAAGAAUUAGUAUAAAAAGUGUAUUAGAUGAAGUAUUUGAUGAGCCAGAUCCUACACCUUACACAAGUAUUGAGAAAAUAGAACAAAAAAAGAAUAAUGCUGUUAAAAAGGGUACAUCCACCAAUGAAAAAAAUAGUGAAUUAAGCAUUAAAUUUCCACAAUCACCAACAACUUCAUCAAUUAUUUCACCAACAGUUGGAUCUUUUGAAAAAACAAAAAAUACAGUUAUCCCCAAAACAACUUCACAAUUUAAUUUUGGUAGUACAACAAUGUCAUCAGCUGAAAAAUUAAAAUCACUGAAUGAAGUGGAUGGUGUAAAAGAUAGUGGUCAGUCAACAUUAUCACCUAAUAAAGAAAUUGAAAACCAGAAAUCUGAGCUUAGCAGUUUGGAACAACAAGAAAAAUCAUCCUCUGAAUGUAGUAAAGUUCUUGAGAGUACUUUAAAUAGCACAUCAAAUGAUAUAAUUUCAAAAGAGUCAACUGAAAGCUCAGUUAAAACUCCUUUCCAGUUUUCUGCAUUACCUUCUAAAUCUUUGAAUUCCAACUCAAGCUUAAAAAGUGAUGCAGAGUGUGUUAAGAAUGUGAAUAAACCUGAAACUAUUCAUUCAAUACAAUUUGGUAAUAAAGAGUCUUCCGGAAAAAAUACAAAAGAAGAUAGUGCUGUAGCUUUUAAUAACUGUAAUAUAAAUACUUCAAAACUACCAGCUUUUACAUUUAAAGAUAAUGAAAAACAGCCAAUGUCCGUUUUACAAUUUGGUACAGAAAAAAAUGAAAACAAACAACUAGCUCCAGUAAUGCAGUUUGGAGCAUCAAAACCUGAAGAUAAAGUAUCAGCUCCAGUAAUGCAAUUUGAGGCUUCUAAAACUGAAGAAAAACAGUCGGUACCUGUUAUGCAAUUUGGAGCUCCUAAAACUGAAGAAAAAAAGUCUGUACCUGUUAUGCAAUUUGGAGCUCCUAAAACUGAAGAAAAACAGUCUGUACCUGUUAUGCAAUUUGGAGCUCCUAAACCUGAAGAAAAACAAUCUAUACCUGUUAUGCAAUUUGGAGCUUCUAAAACUGAAGAAAAACAGUUUGUACCUGUUAUGCAAUUUGGAGCUUCUAAAACUGAAGAAAAACAGUCAGUACCUGUUAUGCAAUUUGGAGCUCCUAAAACUGAAGAAAAACAGUCUGUACCUGUUAUGCAAUUUGGAGCUCCUAAAACUGAUGAAAAGGAACCAUUAUCAACAAUACUCUCAGUAGCUUCUAAAACAUCAGAAUGUUCAAAUAAACCUGUAUUUUCCUUUGGUCAAAAUACUCUUAAUAGUUUAAAGUCUUCUGAUAGUCUUAAAUUUCAAUUUGGUUCAACAAAACCUAAUGAUAAUGGUUCAACCAUUCCUGUAUCAACAGAAUCAAAAACUGUUAUGUUUGGAUCAAGUAAUACAGCUGCUAGUUCAACUCCUUUCUCUUUUGGAAAAACUGAUGUUCCUCAGUCAUCAAGUGAAAAGUCAUCAUUAAAAUUACAAUUUGGAACUCCUCCAAUGUUUGGAAACUCAUCAGUAGAACAAAUUAAUACUAAUGUACCAGCACCCAAUAAUCCAGGACCUAAAUUAGUUUUUGGCAGUCAAAAUACUGACAUUAAACCAGCCUCAUCAAACCCUACCAUGAUUUUUGGUAGUAAUACAGACAAUCCUGUAUUUCAAUUUAAUAGUUCUAGUACUAAAACCAAUGAAAAGCCAACAGAAACAACUAACAAUGCUUUUCAAUUUUCUGCUGCUAAGACUGUUCCAUCAUUUGGUAACUCAACAACUCAAGGUUUUGGAGAUAAACCAGCGUUUCAGUUUAAUGCUCAAAAAACAGAUGACCAGAAAUCUCAGUUUUCAUCACCGUCCUUUGGAAAUCAAACAGCUGCUGUUGCUCCUUUUAAAUUUGGAGGUGGUGAAAAGCCUGCUGUAUUUGGAAGUACAUUUACUUCACCAAAUCAACCAAUCGAGUUCAGUAAUAAAAUUGAAACAAAAACUGAACCAUUUAAAUUUGGUGCUUCUACUAAUGCAUUUCAGUUUAGUUCCAAUAAAAAUGACAGUGGCCCAAUUAAGUUUGGUCAAAGCUCAAAUACAUUUAAUUCUUCUGGAGGAUUUAGUGGCUUUGGUAAAUCUUCAACUCAGCCUACUGUGUCAUUUGGAAACACUGCACCUUCAAAACCUUCACCAUUUGGAAAUACUGCUGCUCCUGAAUCAACAUCAACAUUUGGUAGCGUAGCUCCUACUUCAAUGAACACAUUUGGGACUACAGCCAAUCGAGGUUUUCAAUUUGGUAAUUCAAACACCUCUACAUCUAAUAACCCAUCUACAUUUGCUUUUAAUGCUGCUUCACAACCUGCAAAACCUGAAGGAGCUUUUAGUUUUGGCUCGACCACUGCUGCAGCACAACCAUUCCAGUUUGGACAAGCACCAAGUUUGUCAUCACCUCAGCAAUUCAGUGGAGGACAACCUCAAGGAGCCUUUGGUUUUGGUUCGCCUCCACAGCAACAGCCAGGAAUGCAAGGAUCAAAUCAGGCAUUAUUUAGUAUUGGAACAGCACCAGCUGGGGAACGACGAAAAGCCAAAGCUGUCAGAAGAAGACAAUGAUGACUUAAAAUAUAUUUUUAUAAUUAUUUAUAAAUGAUAAAAGUUAAUGUGAUUUUCAAAAAACUUAUUUUAUUAAGGUUGGACUAUUGUAAAAUUAAGCCAUCUAUAUGAAAAUUGAUAUUAAAAUGUUACCUAUUAUUGUUGGACAAAUAAUUAGUGGUAGUUGAUAAAUCAUAUUUUAAAUUAUUUGUUCUGUAUGAAUCUAUUUUUAAUGUUAUUGGUAACGUCUUGAUAAUUAUUUUUAGUUACUAAUAUUGAAAUCUGAAUUGUAUCAUAAAUCCUAUUGAAUAAUAUGUAUUUUGAGAUUAUUUAAAAGUAAAUUUUCAAUGAUAUAAAAUAUGCAUAUUAAAACAUUAAAAUAAUAUUAAGAUUA
Molecule: messenger RNA, 4215 nt
Organism: Daktulosphaira vitifoliae (grape phylloxera)
Lineage: Eukaryota; Metazoa; Arthropoda; Insecta; Hemiptera; Phylloxeridae
Product: nuclear pore complex protein Nup153-like
Exons: 9
Coding region: 327-3842 (1171 amino acids)
Source: RefSeq, a predicted model, not a curated record